Rotaria sordida is the source of this 1176-nucleotide messenger RNA. Lineage: Eukaryota; Metazoa; Rotifera; Eurotatoria; Philodinida; Philodinidae. The record is from the annotation of a GenBank genome assembly.
AUGUCAACUCAACCUGAAAAGAAAGAAAAGAAAAAAACAAUACUUGGCGUGUUGCAGGGUGGUAUGAUGAAUCGAAUGAGACAAAAUAUGUGGCUUUAUCACUUAGUCUUUAUAAAUCGUACAACAACAGAACGUACAUUAAUAAAAGUAAACAAUAUUAUUACUAAUUCAAAAUUAUUUACUCUUGAUACCGAAUCUACUUCCAUUCUACAUCAACCAAAUAAAUCAAGUCUUAUACAAAUUCAAAUCAUACAAUCUGAAUAUUCUUCAAUCAUAUUAAUUGUGGAAGUAUGUCAUUUACCCUCUCCUGAUCAACCACCAUUUACAUUAAUUAAAAUUUUAUUUGAUUUAUUAUUUCAACCUGAUAAAAAAAUAUACAUUUGGGGAGAGAUCGAUGAAUUAAUUAAAUUUACUAGAUAUCAAUUAUUUACAUCAAAUCAAAUUUACUUAUCUAGAAAUAUUAAUGUACAAACAAAAUUUAAAAAUUAUUGGUCUGAUACUUAUCUUCAUCAAUCAGCAUCAUCAUCAAAUGAUGCUGUAGCUUUUGAAUUGCACCGAUGGAUUGAUAAACGACUUACACGUCAACCAUUUGAUAUCGGACUUGAUCCAAGUUUACAACAUUUAAAUGAUAAACAAAUGGAAUAUAGACAAUCAUUAUGUAAUUAUGCAGCAAAUGAUUGUGAUGCUAUAUAUCAAUUAAUUAUCAAUACCAAUAUUAUCAACGAACAAGAUCCAGAUAAUACUACUUCAUCAAUUACACCAACAAAUUAUGAACUUGAAAUAACAACCGAUGAUAAUGAUCAAAUAAAUAAUCAAGAAUCACCUUUACCAUCAAUUAAUACAUCAACAAAUGAACCUGAACAUAAACAAUUAUCUCAAGAAGAAAAAAAGAAAAUCCACAAUAGAAGUUGCACGAUUAAGCAACGUCGUCGAUAUUAUCAACAUGAAAUCAUCAUCAAGAAUAUUGACAAAAGAUUUAAAAUAAGAGAAAUCAAAGAUAUUCUCAAACUCAAGAAUAUCUCAUUCUUCGCCGUCAACAUUUCCAUCUCAUCAACUACAAACAAACGCAAAUUAUAUAUUGGAAUACGUGAUCCAUCUAAAUUAUCAUCAUAUAAAAUUCAAACAGAAGGUUUAUUUACUAGAAAUCAUUACGAAGCAUUUCGACGAGAAAAAUAA